UCUGUGUGCCAUACAUACACAGUGAUGCAGUAAAGUAAGCAGAGCUGAGCAGAAGCAGUUAUGGAGUUGCGAGCUGAACUGCUGAAGUCCAUCUGGUAUGCUUUCACCUCUCUGGACGUGGAGAAGAGUGGGAAGGUGUCCAAGUCCCAGCUAAAGGUGUUGUCUCAUAACCUGUACACUGCGCUGAACAUCCCCCACGACCCUGUGGCUCUAGAGGUCCACUUCAGAGAUGAUGAUGAUGGGCCGGUGUCCAACCAGGGGUACAUGCCCUACCUCAACAAAUUUAUACUGGACAAGGUGGUUGAGGGCACAUUUGAUAAGGAGAAUGUGGAUGUGUUCUGCUGGACUCUCUGUGCCAAAAAGAACUACCGGCCUAAAGAUGGCAUGGGUGUUCUGCUUGAUAAAGACGCCUUCUAUCUCUGGUGCAUCUUCAACUUCCUGUCUGAAGACAAGUAUCCACUUGUCCUGGCCCCAGAGGAGGUGGAAUACCUCCUGAAGAAGAUCUGCUUAGCCAUGAGUGUGGAGCUUAGCUGUGUGGACAUGGAGGAUUUCAUAUCCCAGGAGCCUGUGCAGCUGAGCGGCAUCACAGUGUGGGCCUUCCUGGACUUUGUCAACACCGGGAGGCUGACCAGAGGCGUGGAGAAUGACUCUGUCACCAUGGCGAUAGACAAGGUCUACCAGGAGAUAGUGGGCAAUAUCAUAAAAGAGGGGUAUCUGUGGAAGAAGGGUCACUUGCGGAGGAACUGGAACGAGCGCUGGUUCUCUCUCCGGCCCAGUACUCUGCAUUACUACGUCAGUGAGGACCGCAAGGAGUGUAAAGGCUGUAUCGAGCUGGACCACAACUGUUGUGUGGAGGUGCUACCAGAGAAGGAGGGGAAGAGGUGUAUGUUCUGUGUGAAGACGCUAACUAAGACCUACGAGAUGAGCGCCCCCGACACCAAGCAGAGACAGGAGUGGACCACAGCGAUCCAGACAGCGAUCCGUCUGUGUGUAGAGGGGAAGAACUCCCUGCAUAAGGACCUGAAGCUGCGACGCAGAGAGCUAAGGGAGGAGAGGGAGAGGAGGCGCACCACCAAGGAGGAGGAGCUACAACGUCUGUGCCUCCUCCAGGGGGAGAAGGAGAGCAAGCUGGCCGAGCUGGAGCUCCUACAGGAGGCGCAGAGGCACUCUCAGGCAGCACUGCUGCAGGAGGAACAGAAGAGGAGACAGAAACAUGAGGAGCUGCAGAGAACCCUGCAGGACCAGCUACAGCAGGCUGAAGAGCGUGUGUUUGUCGUGGGCCAGGAGCGGGACAACAUGCAGGCGGAGAUGGCCCUGAAGGAUGCGGAGACGGACCGCCAGAGGAAGAGGAUCAGGGAGCUGGAGGAGAUGCAGCUUCGCCUGGAGGAGGCCCUGCACCAGGAGAUUAGAGCUAGACAGAAUGAGGAGGCCUACCGCCUCGCACAGGCCAGUCUGCUGGUGGAGGAGGAGGAGAAGAUGAAGGUCCUGCUGGCCCUCCAAGAGGAACAGGAGCAGUACAUCCUGAAGACCCAGAGAGAGAAGCAGGAGCUCAGGCAGGAGAUGGUAACCAAGUCCCAGGCUUUAGAAGAGGCCCAACACCAGCUGGAGAAGGUUCGGGCCAACCGGCACAGAAUGGACCAUGACAUUGCAACUGCUCAGAGGAAGCUGCGGCAGGCCAGCACUAGUGUCAAACACUGGAAUGUCCAGAUGAACAGACUGAUGCAUCCUAUUGGACCGGGAGAGAGAAGAAUCUCACUUGGAGGCUCAGUGGAUCCGGUUGUGCGUGGGCCCUCCUUACGAGACUCAAGCCUACGCCUGUACCAUCAGAGGAGUGAGGGAGAGAGGGAGAAGGAGAGGGAGAGAGAGAAUGAGCAGGAGAACAUAGAGGAGAAGAAGUUUGAGGAGAGUGUGAGCAUCAUAGGGAGAGAGGAGAGGCGUCUGUCUCAAGCCUCCAAUGGGGACAUGGACUGUGCCUGAGGCCCAACACCCCUAAGCUAAUGUUAAUGUAAAUACAUACUACUGGGAUUGUACUAUCAGAUAAUUUGAUAUCACCUUUUGUUUACUUAAGAGGAUGUAUUUUUAUGUGAGUAUUUUCACCUUUCUUUUCUCUCUCUCCCCGUCCUUACUUGGUCAAUUACUAUGACGGUAAUAAUAUUAGCAAAAUAAUGCUAAUAUUCUUGGUGCUUUCAUGGCAGGAAAGUCUUCAAAUUUGAACUAUAAAUGUUUUUAUUCUGUAAACUCUUUUUAAUUGUAAUUGAAAACCAAAGCUCAUUAACAAAAACAGCACUGGACAACUUGGCUGAUGAUUGUUUUUGACAUGUGGGAUGAAGAGUUUGAAAUGGAAAUAAAUUAUGUAUAAUGAUUUGUAAUAUUCAUGUGUAAACAUACUGAAUUGUAAUUGGAUGCAUUUUACCGCCAUAUCAUACUGUGCUAUGAUUGGUUAAGACCACCCAAAUGGUUAGGUCAUGGUCAGUUUGAUCCUGGUUGGCGAUACGUGAACAUGCCAGUUAUAGCUAGCUAAUAAAGAGCUACGUUAAGAAAUA
Messenger RNA from Oncorhynchus keta (chum salmon), 2543 nucleotides. RefSeq names its product differentially expressed in FDCP 6 homolog. Gene Ontology annotation, cellular component: nucleus; cytoplasm. The transcript has 12 exons. The record is from RefSeq and is a predicted model, not a curated record. NCBI's taxonomy places the organism in Eukaryota, Metazoa, Chordata, Actinopteri, Salmoniformes, Salmonidae. Bases 61 to 1977 code for a protein of 638 amino acids.